Messenger RNA from Chrysochloris asiatica (Cape golden mole), 1074 nucleotides. It is a transcript of the gene SPMAP2, whose product is annotated as theg spermatid protein. The transcript is spliced from 9 exons. Bases 1 to 1074 code for a protein of 357 amino acids. Gene Ontology annotation, biological process: spermatogenesis. NCBI's taxonomy places the organism in Eukaryota, Metazoa, Chordata, Mammalia, Afrosoricida, Chrysochloridae. The record is from RefSeq and is a predicted model, not a curated record.
AUGGAGGCAGACAAGGCCCCGGAAGACGAUGUCCUGGACGGCGAGGAAUCUGAGUUAGAGAGCCAGGGGCGAAGCCCGGAGCCCGAGACCCUGGUGGCAGACAAUGCCACUCGGCAGCUGGAGGACGUCGAGGAGGAGCCCCCCGUGGAGGAGAUCUCGGUCGAGGAGGACACCCUGGACGCUGCGGACCCUGGGGAGGCCCUUUCCCAGCUGGAGCACGUCCUGGAGAAGGAUUUAAAGGAGGACAUUCCGGAAGUGAGUCGACUGUCCAUCAGUGACAAGUGGCCAGAGCCCAGAGGGAGGAAGAAGAAGAGGAGGAUUUUCGAUUUGGCAAGACCCAAAACCAACUGGCAAACCUUGAAAGACAGGCCAUCCGUAUACUGGACCGAGAGGUUUCUGGAGGACACUACCCUGUCUGUCACCGUGCCGGAUGUGUCCCACCGAGUGGAGGAACUGGCUCGACCUAAAAGAUUCUACUUGGAGUAUUACAACAACAACAGGACCACUCCCAUCUGGCCUAUCCCCCGGUCUACCUUGGAAUACCAAGCAUCUAGACGCCUGAAGGAUCUGGCCACCCCCAAGAUCCGUAAUAACAUUUGGAGCAUAAACAUGUCUGAGAUAUCUCAGGUGUCCAGGGCAGCCCAGCUGGCCAUUCCCAGCCCACGAAUCCUCUGCCUGGCCAAGCCCCGAUCCCCGGCCCCCAGGCUGGAGGAAUGGGACCCUGUGCCGAAGCCCAAGCCACACGUGUCUGACUACAACCGCCUCCUUCACUUGGCCAUGCCCAAAGCCCAGUGGGACAACUGCAUCCCAGACCGAGACCCUCGCUGGGAGGUGCUGGAUGUUACCAAGAGAGCAGUGGCCAGUCCACGGACCCUCUCUCUGGCCAAGCCAAAGGAGCGCAAGGACCUCAACGAGGAUUACGACCCCUACCACCCCGCCUCUCCGAGCUCGCUGCCCCCAAGAGCAUCACCAAAAAAGUGUGACCAGCCAGCGGCUAUUUUUGCCUAUCCAACUCUGGCUUGUGUCCUGCGAGCGUUCCACACUCAGAAAAGCUCCCAGAAUAAAAUCAGCUAA